Molecule: messenger RNA, 3356 nt
Organism: Punica granatum (pomegranate)
Lineage: Eukaryota; Viridiplantae; Streptophyta; Magnoliopsida; Myrtales; Lythraceae
Source: RefSeq, a predicted model, not a curated record
UCACUAAUUAAGUACUGCACUGCAACCCUGUCCUCUUCGUCUCUCUCUGCUCACGCUUCUGCUCUGCGCUCUCUGCAGCUCUGGAGUUUGGGGAAGAAAGAGUCCGAACCGACGGCGGGCAUUGGGGAUUACAAGUUCGAGACGAUUCCUUUUGCCUUCUCAGCCGCUGAUCCCUCUGAGCUCUCAGCUCCACUGCCAGCUGCCAGCUGCCGCACCACCGACACCUCGACCUCGAUCUCCGCCCGCGAUAGCUAGCCGACGUUGUCACUGUGGCAUCGCUUCCCUCUCCCCAGCUAGCUGAAGGGAGAGUACCAGAUGGGGCACAUGCAGGACAAACCCUGGCAUGGAGAUAAAAGAUAGCGAAUUACUAGAUAUUUGAUCAGUUUGCCAAUGGACAUAACUUGUCCGCAGGUUGUCCGGAUCCUAUUGGUAGCUCAAGAAGAUUUCAAAGGUUUGUGCAGACACUAAAAACCUAUUGGUGAACAUCAUAAACAGGCUUUAGAAUAUUGAUAGUAUGAAGCUGGGGGACAGGUUCCAAGCAGAAAAGUUCAAUCUUUCUUAUGCUGAUCUCCAUUACGAAAUCACUAAGGAUGUACAAGAUACACGUUCACUGGAUGACCAGAAGAGGACUGUGAGAAGCACAAAUGAGGACGAUGAGCUAGUUAAGUACAUGUCCAAUUUGCCAAGUUUCCUCAAGAGAGGGGAAAACAUCCAAGAGAAGACAUUUAGCGUUGGAGUCCUUGACUGGGGACGCCUAGAGAAAUGGCAGCAUAGUCACAAACAGACAGUGCACAAAGCUAGUAGGUAUUUUACCUCUAGUACCAGCACAUCCUCAUCACACUCGACGGAGGCAUCUUCCAGUCAUUCCAGUAGAGGUCGAAGUUGCUCUCCUAUCAAUCAGAGGAUGCAUCAGCCUACACUUCGACCCUCUCCAAUAGCUUCUCUUGAUGAACAUGAUGUGGCAACUGUCAAACCUACUGGAGAAAAUGCUUUUGUAGUGGAUAAAGGCAACAGUGUGCUCGAUAAUUAUUCGUAUAGUGCAAACGCUGCAUUAGAUCAAACUCUCAAACUCUGUCCGGAAGACGAGAGAGAAGAGAGCGAGAAGAGAGAGCUUAAUCCCAAGAUGUUUCAGAAGAUAGAAGCGUCAAAAGAUGUAAAAGGGAAUGUGGUAAGAUCUUGUUCGAAGGAGAAGAAAGAGGUCCAACUCCAAGAAUGCAAGUCUGGAGAGACAGUUGAUCUGUUGGAACAAUCUAACGCUGGUAAAUCUGGCGGUGAACUUGCGGAAUGGCCAAAUAGAAUUGUUAUUCUUCUGCCCAGAAACGUCCCUAGCAGCGGUAAGUUUGAAGUAUCGCAGCUUCCUGAUUCCACUGCCAGUUCAGAACAGAAAUCAUCAGCAGGGCGAAGUCAAGGAGGCAUCUCUGGAAAAUGUUUGGAAGUUCACCGGGCGAAGUUUGAUUCCAAUUUUGUGCAGAUUAAGCAACGGAUUUCACUAGAUGCGAGUCCAACAAAGUUACCGUUGGAGGGGUUUUGUCCUGUUCCUGCACCAGCUAGAGCUUCUGUGAGCCCACGCACAAGCAGCAAUGUGCAAAUGAGACCCUCUAAUGUUGCUUUGUUGAAAGAUGAUGCUGGUAAGCCAUCUAAGGGACUGGAUUCAAAAACAAGCAAAGCGUCAAGUGAAAAGCCAAGAAGCACUUCACCUUUCCGCCGCUUGACAAUUGGUGUUGGGAAGAUUGUUAAGAGCUCUAACUCAAAGGAGGUUCCAACUUCAUCAGAUUCAAGUUCUUUACAGACUUCUGUGAGUUCAUGUCUAGAGAAGCUUGAGUCAUCUGCUACCUCUCCAGCUAGAUCCAGGUCCAGUCCCCUGAGAAGGUUGUUGGACCCAUUGCUGAAACCAAAAGUGUCAAGUUACAAUCAUUCUGAUUAUCCAUCAAGGAAGACUGCAGCUUCAAUUGGACUGGGUUGCAAUUCAUCCAAGGGCCGGCCAGAUUCCACGGUUGUACAGCCAGGAAAAGCCAAAUUGGAUUUAACCGGUCGUAAUUCAAUUAAUGUUGAUAAUUCACAUUUGGAGAAGAACAGUGGCUUACCCAUGGUGCAAGCUCUUCUCCGGGUGGCAUUCAAGAAUGGUUUUCCGUUGUUUACCUUUGCAGUGGACAAUGACGGAGAUAUUCUCGCAGCCACGAUGAAAGAAUGCAGCAGCUCCUCAGUAAAGGAUAAUCGAAGUUGGAUUUACACGUUCCUCACAAUCCGGGAAGUCAAGAAGAAGAACGGAAUCUGGAUAAAUCAGGGAGGCAAGAGCAAAUGUCAUGAUUACGUCCCCAGUGUUGUGGCCCAGAUGAAGGUUUCAGAUUCCCGCUCAUCGAACUUGAGAGAGUUUGUUUUAUUUUCUGUGGAGCCGAGAAAGCAAAAUCAGUCGAGCUCAGACUUCAAGCCAAAUGAUGAGCUUGCAGCAAUCGUAUGUCAGAUCCCUUUGAGAUUAAAUCCAUGUUCAGUCGGAAGCGGGCAUCAGGGAGUUGUCUCUGAUGACAUGGAUCAUGAGGAUCUCGUCAACACGACAGUGAUCCUUCCGAGUGGGGUCCACAGUUUGCCGAGUAAGGGGGGGCCUUCUUCGCUUAUUCAGCGCUGGAGGUCAGGUGGAUCUUGUGAUUGUGGAGGCUGGGAUCUGGGUUGCCAACUGAAGGUUCUUUCUGGAGAUCAUCACCCCAGGGAGAGAGUGAGUUCAUCAGAAGCUGCGUCGGCAGCAGAUCUCUGUGUCCUUUUCCCUCAGGUGGAUACACAAGAAAAUCUGCCCGAGCUUACUUUGGCUCUGUUCAAGGAUGGAAUCUACUCGAUCGAGUUCAAUUCGUCACUCUCUGUGCUACAGACCUUCUCCGCCUGCAUAGCAGUCCUGGAAAGUAGAAAGAUGAUCGAGAACUUGGAAGAUCCGAAUCUUUCUGUAGGAAAAUCUUCCGGUGUAAGCAUGCACUCUCAUAAUGGAGAUCUUCCUGGAAAGUAUAUCUCUAAUCCUCCCCUUUCUCCAGCCGGGAGAGUAUUAGAACGGCCCAUAUAGGAAUCAGCUCAUAGUAGUUCAUAUGCACUUAUGCUCUGAUGCAAUUAUUUUAGAUAGGUAAUGGGGUGAUCGGAAUCAACUUCGACUUACUGGAAGUUCAUAGCUUGUAAAAAUAUAAGCAUCAUGUCCAGAGUUUCUACAAUAAUUAUAUGUAUCUUUAGUAGUGAUGAGAAUGCGGUUCUCUUUUUGUGUUAGGUCCUGCAUUCUGACUGAUUAGGAAGCAUUUGGCAGCUUCAAAGUGUACUUCAAUGGGGAACAUUGUUCACUGUUUAUUAUUAAUAACAUUAAUUAAAGUGCGCAUAUUUCUAUU